Molecule: messenger RNA, 915 nt
Organism: Amphimedon queenslandica
Lineage: Eukaryota; Metazoa; Porifera; Demospongiae; Haplosclerida; Niphatidae
Product: cytochrome b5 domain-containing protein 1-like
Exons: 4
Coding region: 19-834 (271 amino acids)
Source: RefSeq, a predicted model, not a curated record
GUUAUCAGUGCACAUAAAAUGGCCGUCAAUCACUCUCCCAUCCUUUAUACUGAUCCUCAACCUCUUAUUGAGCAAACUUUGAAGAAAAGCUCUAGCCUCCAUUUUAUUAUUAGGAAGAGCAAGGGGCGUGGUCAAAUAAUGGGCGUGGUGUGUUACUAUGGGAACCAGACUAAAAACAAAAUGGUGACCAGAGGCAAUAAGUAUUUCACUCCUGGGGAGGUAGCGGCUCAUAACACUCACUCAGACUGUUGGGUCUCCUUCCUUGGGAAGGUAUACGACCUGACAGAGCUCUGCCAGAAUAAUUCAGGUAAUGUGCUUCUCAAACCAAUACUGGCUAAUGCAGGCAAGGACAUUUCUCAUUGGUUUGAUCCAAAAACAAAAGACGUGAAAACUCACGUGCAUCCAGUAACUGGUUGCAUAGUUCCGUUCACGCCUAUGGGGAGGUUCCUUCACGUCCCUCCUCCUUUCCCUCGUUCAGACUGGUCCAACACGUUUGGUACCCCCUGGUGGAAAGAAACCAGAUACUGUGUGGGGAUACUCUCAGGGAGAACAAGGAAGAUACGAAUAAUAAACACACUCACACUACAAGAACAAGUGAUAGAGGUUUGUGCUGAAGAGACGAUGAACGAGAUUCUUCAACGCUAUAAAGUAUACAACUCACACGCUUCCAGUUAUACGUGGAAAUAUUUCGGUAACAACCUGGACAUGAGCAAGACACUGGAGGAGAACGGGAUCAAAGAUGAAGGAGAAGAUAUGUAUGUAUUGAGACUAGACGAGGAGGAGUUCCUCCCUCCAAUUAAUCUUUAUUUUAAUGAUGACUUGACGGAAUAUUAAAGGGACUUCUCACUAAGAAAAUGGAGUUGACUAAGUGUUUAAAAAAUAAUGACGAGGAAAUUUUAUCCAAUCAACAAAAAU